UAUCACUGAUAAGGUUGUAGGGGUUUACCUAAUCCCGGUCGAGCACAUGGGCAGAGGGACAGCGGUAUAAAAGUUCAUGGAGGAAGAAGUAGGGUCUACACUGAACACUGAACAGGCUUCCACCAAGAGAAACAUACACAGGAUAUUGCCACCUGUCACUAAAAUGUGCUUGUUGAAGUCAACUGGAGUAUCCCUCAUCCUGUCCAUACUUCUAUUCAUCGCAGACUCUUACCCAAACAGCGACAAGACAAACAUGGGCUGUGAGGAAUGCACACUGAAACCGAACACAAUAUUCCCCAACAUCAUGCAGUGUACAGGCUGCUGCUUCUCCAGAGCUUAUCCAACCCCACUACGGUCAAAGCAAACCAUGCUGGUCCCCAAGAACAUCACCUCUGAAGCCACAUGCUGCGUUGCAAAAGAAGGGGAAAGGGUCACCACCAAGGAUGGCUUUCCGGUGACGAACCACACAGAGUGUCACUGCAGCACCUGUUAUUACCAUAAAUCAUAAACUGUCUGUAAGGGCUGGAAAUCUCCUCGUCGUAGAAGUAAAAGGUUGGCAAAAGAUUAUAUAUUUUGCACUACUUAUUACUGAAGAUCCUUGUGUUUUAAGAGAAAUCCCAUAUUAGGAAAUCAUUGUGAUCCAGAAAAGGAUAAUAUUUAUAGUGCUCUUAUGGUUGCAAUGAUAGAAAGCUGUAUUCCUGUACUGUGUUAAUUAAAUGUAGAAUUUACUGCCAAUUAACAUGAUUGCUUCACUUCCUCCCAGCCAACUUAGCUUCAUCACACUGUAUUGGUGCCGGAUGCUGAAUGCACACACACACACACACACACACACACACACACACACACACACACACACACACACACACACACACACACACACGCACACACACACACACACACACACACACACACACACACACACACAUACACACGCACACACACACACACACACAUACACACGCACACACAGUCUUUCUUCUUCUUCCUCCUCCCCCUUACUGACUUAAGUCAAUUUAAUUUAGGAUUCUAAACUAUAGGGUGUGCAGCCUCUUGUAAAAACAAGCGUGCCCACUCCAGGAACAGAAGAUGGAAGGUCAAAUAAGAACAUGUCUCCUUCCUGUGAAACUUUUCAAUUUCUUCAAAGAAAUACAGGAAAUACACACUGAACAUACACAGAUCAUCAUUCCAGCCAUGAGCCUGUCCUCCUCCUUUCUCCCACCACUGGCCUGCACUGGUUGUAAGUGAGUGAAAAUGUACCUUUCAAUCGUUCAUACAUGCAUAUUGUUCGUUAAGACGAGGAUACCAAAAGCAUAAUGCACAGCUCAGAAUUUUUGGUCAGACGAUUUUGCUUUAAGUUUAUUGUUUUCUUUCUGAAUGUCGAUAGUACAUUAUUCAAUGCUUAUAAUAUGAGUCAUACCCCGUAAUAUGAAGGAUAUGAGUGAAAUUCUUAUGCUACUAACAUAGCACUGUCUAAAUACUGACUACAGUCACUUUCUUCUAGAAGCUCAUGUAAUAAAUUGUUUCCUGGAUAU
This is a messenger RNA of Salmo salar (Atlantic salmon), 1532 nucleotides long. Its product is annotated as glycoprotein hormones alpha chain 2. Gene Ontology annotation, molecular function: follicle-stimulating hormone activity. Gene Ontology annotation, cellular component: follicle-stimulating hormone complex; extracellular region. Gene Ontology annotation, biological process: thyroid hormone generation; positive regulation of steroid biosynthetic process. NCBI's taxonomy places the organism in Eukaryota, Metazoa, Chordata, Actinopteri, Salmoniformes, Salmonidae. The record is from RefSeq and is a predicted model, not a curated record.